This is a messenger RNA of Schistosoma intercalatum, 627 nucleotides long. NCBI's taxonomy places the organism in Eukaryota, Metazoa, Platyhelminthes, Trematoda, Strigeidida, Schistosomatidae. The record is from the annotation of a GenBank genome assembly.
AUGGUUUUAAUUGUUUAUGGGUUCCCAAAUGCGAUAUCUGCAUUAAGAUUUGAAUGGGCAUGGCAAAAUCCAAACUUAUCACGUCGACUCAAAGAUUCCCUACCAAUUAGAAAAUCAAGAGAAACCAGUUUUGACUACCGUUUACGCGUAUUAGCAUUGAUGUUAUGCUCAGGACCUUGGAACCGUCUGGGUUUAACUAUUCAGUGGAUCAAACAGUCAUAUGCACGUAAUUUAUCGGAAAAUUUGGUGCCUCCUCUACACAUGCCAAUAGCCUUUGGACCCAUUGACUCAAACUGUUCAGAAAAUCCCAGUACUAAAGUCGCGUCAUUUGGUCUUUGUCAGAUUUGUAACAUUCCAUUUUCAGUUGAUUCUUCAGUACCACUUACUUGUCCAAGUUCUUGUCCUCUUGGUCAGUGGCACUUAUUAUGUCUAGCAAACUAUAUGACUCAGGCUGAAACUGUGCCUGAUCGUUUGGAAAUAUCAUACUUGAUACCUUUGUCUGCCUCAUGUCCUGCAUGCCUCAAUGCUGAACUUCUAUGGCCAUCACUUAUAAAAUCAUGGAAAAUGAAAACAAUCGCUUCUAAACAUUCUUGUUCGUCUACCAGUUUGUGAACUGCUCACUAGUAG